AUGCCGGACAAAGUGACGGGGGCUCAGGGCACGCCGCCUGCCCAGGUUUCUUCCUUCUUCAUAGAGAACCUGCUGCGGAAGAGCAGCAAAGGGAAGGCGACGGACAGAAGGGAGGAGAACGCGGGGCAGGUGCCUCCCAGAUCGAGCCUUUUCCAUAACGGGACAGCGGGGGAGCAUUGCAGCCAGCUCUGCUGUCAGAUCUCCAGCCUGGGCUUCUGUGCACAGACCUCUCCACUCAGGGAAAGCAUGUUAGAGUGGUACACGGGGGCUCAGCCCCGAUGUGCCGGCUGCCCCAGUCCACACAGUCCGAAACAAGGGAGCCCCAGCUCCGAGGAAGAGCACUGUUUUUCUCUCACAGCCAGUGAUCUGGACUCCCCGCCAGCUUCGGACAAAGGAGACAACCACAAGGAGGUCUGCAGCCAAGAAGGGGACGAGCUACUGCAGGGGAGGAGGUCAGAGGCGGAGAGCAACCCGGCUGUCAAGUGCCAGGCGGACUCUGACCAGAAAUCCGGUCGCAAAAAGAAAACGCGCACCGUGUUCAGCAGGAGUCAAGUUUUCCAGCUGGAGUCCACUUUUGACAUGAAACGUUACCUUAGCAGCUCCGAGAGGGCGGGCCUUGCCGCUUCCCUUCACCUGACCGAGACCCAGGUUAAAAUCUGGUUUCAAAAUCGGAGAAACAAAUGGAAAAGGCAGUUGGCCGCAGACCUGGAAGCGGUCAAUCUUUCUCACAAUGCCCAGAGGAUUGUGAGAGUUCCCAUUUUAUAUCACGAAAACACACCAGCUGGCGCCUUAAGCUUCAGUCUACCGCAAGUAUCCCCUUCUCUGGUUAGCUUCUCCAGCUCUGUAAACUAUCCUGUCACGACAUUCCCUUCCAUGUCUUUCCUAAGGUCACAGAUGAGUGGACUUGUCUAA
Molecule: messenger RNA, 912 nt
Organism: Carcharodon carcharias (great white shark)
Lineage: Eukaryota; Metazoa; Chordata; Chondrichthyes; Lamniformes; Lamnidae
Gene: hmx1
Product: H6 family homeobox 1
Exons: 2
Coding region: 1-912 (303 amino acids)
Biological process (GO): regulation of transcription by RNA polymerase II; negative regulation of DNA-templated transcription
Cellular component (GO): nucleus
Molecular function (GO): DNA-binding transcription factor activity, RNA polymerase II-specific; RNA polymerase II transcription regulatory region sequence-specific DNA binding
Source: RefSeq, a predicted model, not a curated record